AUGAACAGAGACACAAGCAGUUAUAGCCUUUUCAACAAUCCACCAAAUCUUGCAAGGAUACGUCAAGUGAUGUUCGAAUGCAAAGAUCCCAUUGAGAUUAGUCUCGAAGAAUUUGAGACUUACUGGCCGUUUAUCGAUAAUGUUUGGGUUAAGCAGAGGUCUAAUUCGAGCAAAGAGGGCCAUUGCACUACAGACUACUACAUGUGUCGUCUGCGGCGCCCAACUCACCGCACGUCAGAGACGCGUCCAUUGCCAGAGGGCAAAAGGCCUCGGAAGAAGAGGGUGCGAGAAGGGGGGGUCUGCAACUUUCAGAUUAAGGUCGUUAGGUUCGAAGGCGCAUAUUCAACAGUAACCAUUGCGAGAACACCUGGUAGCAGCACCAUACACUCUCAUGAUCUGGACCACAUCGAUAAAGUCAAGCGAAACUCGGGGCUGAUGGAGUUUGCACGAAAGGAGGCGGUUAAAGGCUUUUUGCCUUCCUCUAUCUAUACGAAAUUCCAGGACGAACCCGACAAACUCUCCGAAGCAGGAGGGAGGUUUUGCACUGUCACAGAUGUUCGCAACGUGUCAGCGAAAUGGCGAAUACAAAAUCCAGAAGUCAAGCUUGUACCACAUGAUGGCUAUGAAUACCAGAAAGGUCAUGGGAUUGUGAGAAUCCAAGGUGCUGAUGGUAAUAAAGAUGUAACACCCGGGCCAAGGCAACCCUUUACAGACCCGAACUCUCCAUUACCACCGGAUACGUUAUCAUUCCCUCAGUUUCCUCUAGAAUUCCUGGAACCCUAUCUCCCGAAACAUGAUGAAAGGCGCCAAUUUCCACAUGUUACAUUGUCAUACGCUUCUUCUAUGGAUUCAAAAAUUUCACUGCUUCCAGGAAUGCAGACAGUACUUUCAGGGCCAGAGGCAAAAUUGAUGACCCACUACUUGAGAUCGCGCCACGAUGCAAUUCUGGUUGGAGUUGGGACUGUUCUUGCCGACAACCCGGGAUUGAACUGUAGGCUCGAGGGGGCUGGUGGAUAUGGUGGACUUGGGAGGAUGUGGCAACCACGACCUGUUGUAAUCGAUCCAACUGGAAGAUGGCCUGUUCAUCCCGAAUGCCGAAUGCUACGGACAGCGGUUGAAGGAAAGGGCAAAGCGCCUUGGGUUGUUGUGUCUCCAGGGGCUCAGAUUCAUCCUCAGAAGUUGAUGAUGUUGAAAGGUUAUGGGGGCGACUUCCUUCGAAUUGUGGAAUACAACCAGAGCUGGCGGUUGCGCUGGGAAGCUGUUCUUCGUGCCUUAGCAUCUGAAGGGAUCAAGAGCGUUAUGAUCGAAGGCGGUGGGACAGUUCUUAGCGAGCUGUUGAAUCCCGAAUACACCGAGUUCAUCGAUUCUAUCAUUGUGACCGUUGCCCCCACGUAUCUCGGCCGUGGUGGAGUGGUGGUGAGUCCAGAUUCGAAACGCGAUGAGCAGGGUAAACCCAAUGCCGCUCUAAACCCCAGAGACGUGAAGUGGACGCCUUUAGGACAGAAUGUAAUCAUGUGUGGGAAAAUCCGAACACCUCCACCUGAUCCACCUGAGACAUGA
This is a messenger RNA of Aspergillus wentii DTO 134E9, 1560 nucleotides long. Its product is annotated as RibD family protein. Gene Ontology annotation, biological process: riboflavin biosynthetic process. The record is from RefSeq and is a predicted model, not a curated record. The transcript has a single exon. Gene Ontology annotation, molecular function: 5-amino-6-(5-phosphoribosylamino)uracil reductase activity. NCBI's taxonomy places the organism in Eukaryota, Fungi, Ascomycota, Eurotiomycetes, Eurotiales, Aspergillaceae. The coding region runs from base 1 to 1560 and encodes 519 amino acids.